AUGGUUGUUCUGCGACUCCUACCUCGGCUCCUCCUCCAGUUGCAACAUCAUCAACAACACCUCGACCCGAUGGAAGAUGCGGAAAAGACUUUGGUGGCGCUACUUGCGACCCCAAUGGCGGCUAUGGAGGUUGCUGUUCUUCUUACGGGCAUAUAUUGCGGUACUACUCCAACACACUGUCAAGCUUCAAGCGGAUGCCAGAAUGGAUGCAUUGCAACUCCACCAGACAGCACUCCAUCAGGCACCACCACUUCAGCAGCCGAGCCAGUAAUUGGCCCUGCUACUUCGUCUAUACCCCCUCAAGCUACUGCGACAGCGAAGGUGACUACAGAUGGCACUUGUGGUACCACCAACAACAAUGAGGUUUGUGGAAACUGGCCAAACGGAAACUGCUGCUCUGCGUAUGGAUUCUGUGGUUCAACAAGUGCUCAUUGUGGCGGUGGUUGCCAAUCUGGUAACUGUCUAAAUGCUCCCGCAGUUGCUGCGCCUGGCCCAAGUCCAGCACCUCUGGCACCAAAUGGCGGCUCUUUCGAAAUUGUCGGACAAUCUGGUGUUCCUGCAAUGCACGCCGCACUCAUGCCAAACGGAAAGGUGAUGUUCCUGGAUAAGUUGGAGAACUACACUCAGCUCAAGACUGCGAACGGUUAUUACGCAAUGUCUUCGGAAUACGAUCCUGUCACACACGCUGUCGUUCCUCUUACCUAUCUUACCAACGCCUUCUGUUCGGGUGGAACUUUCCUUGCUGAUGGUCGAGUCAUCUCGGUUGGAGGCAACGCGCCAUUGACAUGGUUAGAUCCAAACAUCGGCGAUGGUUUUGACGCCAUUCGAUAUCUUGGUCGAUCGUCUUCAAACAAAGCUCCUGAUGGACAAGGAUGGAGUGAGCCUGGAAACAAGCUUGCCAGUGCUCGCUGGUAUGCAACAGCACAAACUAUGCCUGACGGAACUGUCUUUGUUGCAUCCGGUAGCUUGAACGGUCUCGAUCCUACAGUUUUGGCGAACAACAACCCAACUUACGAAAUUCUCAGUCCGCAAGCAGUGACUCAAGGAAAGAAUAUUCCUAUGGAUAUUCUCGUCAAGAACCAGCCAUACUACAUGUAUCCUUUCGUCCACCUUCUGAAUGAUGGUAACUUGUUCGUCUUCGUUUCCAAGUCCGCUCAAGUUUUCAACGUCGGAAGCAACACUAUCGUCAAGGCACUGCCAGAUCUUCCAGGAGAAUAUCGCACCUACCCAAACACAGGUGGUAGCGUUAUGAUGCCAUUGUCAAGCAAGAACAAUUGGGCACCAGAUAUCAUUAUUUGUGGCGGAGGUGCCUAUCAAGAUAUCACAUCUCCUACCGAUCCAAGUUGUGGUCGUAUUCAACCUCUGAGCGACAACCCAAAAUGGGAAAUGGAGUCGAUGCCAGAAGGUAGAGGUAUGGUCGAGGGUACUCUGCUCGCCGACGGUACCGUUCUCUUCCUCAAUGGUGGAAACCGAGGCGCACAAGGAUUUGGACUUAUGCAAAACCCAACUCUAGAGGCACUUCUCUAUGAUCCAAGUCAACCACUUGGUAAAAGAUUCACUACUGCCGCAUCAUCCACCGUUCCCCGUCUGUAUCACUCUGUCGCACUGAUGACACUUGAUGGAUGCGUUUUGGUCACUGGCUCCAACCCGGUGGAAAUGCCAAAGUUGGCCCCAGAUGCUAAGGAUCCAUAUGUCACCGACUUCCGAGUCGAGAAAUAUACUCCACCUUAUCUACAAGGUGACAAUGCCAACAAGCGACCAACGAAUAUUGUCCUCUCGACUUUGGACGUCAAGACUGGUGGUCAAUUCAAGAUUACUCUGACAGCUCCUGCAAAUGCAAAGACUGUCAAGGUCAUGUUGUACCAUGGUGGUUUUGUUACUCAUUCCGUUCACAUGGGUCACCGAAUGCUUGAGUUGGACACCGCUGGCUGGGUUCAAGGUCAGACAGCGCAGACGUUGACGGUGACAGCACCUCCAAAUACCAAGGUUGCGCCACCUGGACCAUAUGUUGUGUAUUGUUUGGUGGAUGGUGUGCCAGGAAUGGGGCAAUUUGUUCAAGUUUCUUGA
This is a messenger RNA of Glarea lozoyensis ATCC 20868, 2067 nucleotides long. RefSeq names its product E set. The record is from RefSeq and is a predicted model, not a curated record. The coding region runs from base 1 to 2067 and encodes 688 amino acids. Lineage: Eukaryota; Fungi; Ascomycota; Leotiomycetes; Helotiales; Helotiaceae. Gene Ontology annotation, molecular function: chitin binding. The transcript has 3 exons.